This is a messenger RNA of Thermothielavioides terrestris NRRL 8126, 3004 nucleotides long. RefSeq lists its product as uncharacterized. Gene Ontology annotation, biological process: proteolysis. The transcript has 3 exons. The record is from RefSeq and is a predicted model, not a curated record. Bases 99 to 2798 code for a protein of 899 amino acids. Gene Ontology annotation, cellular component: cytosol; cell wall; membrane. Gene Ontology annotation, molecular function: tripeptidyl-peptidase activity; serine-type endopeptidase activity. NCBI's taxonomy places the organism in Eukaryota, Fungi, Ascomycota, Sordariomycetes, Sordariales, Chaetomiaceae.
CGCUGCCCAGCCGGUCAGGUCCCAGUCACUCGUUUUUCCCUUGCCUACCUCUCCCUGAUCGCCGAUCGCCCGGUUCGCCGGCGCGUGAGCCACUCGCUAUGGUCCGGUUAGAUCUGGUUGCCGCCCUGCUGGCGGCCACGACCCUCGCAGGAGCUGUCGCACCCAACCCGCCCGCCAUCGUCCCGGGCGCGUACAUCAUCGAAUAUGCCGAGGAUCAGGAUACGCAUGCGUUCGUUGCCCAGGAGCUUGGGGGCAAGGCCUCGCUCCGCAAGGACCUGCGCUUCAAGCUGUUCAAGGGCGCCUCGGUCCAGUUCACGGACACUAAGAAUGCCGAGCAGACGGCCGCCGAGGUGGCCAAGCUGCCGCAGGUCAAGAAGGUGUACCCCGUGCGCCGGUAUCCGGUGCCGAGACACGUGGUGCACUCGACGGGCCACGCCGCCGCCGAGAGCGUCGCCAAGCGGCAGGCGGACAGCGACACCUUCUCCACGCACCUGAUGACUCAGGUCAACAAGUUUAGGGACGCGGGGAUCACCGGCAAGGGCAUCAAGAUCGCCGUGAUUGAUACCGGCACCGACUACCUGCACCCCGCGCUGGGCGGCUGCUUCGGCCCGGGCUGCCUGGUCUCGUACGGCACCGACCUGGUCGGCGACGACUUCACCGGCGAAAACACGCCCAAGCCGGACCCGGACCCGCUCGACACCUGCAACGGCCACGGCACGCACGUCGCCGGCAUCAUCGCCGCGCAGACCAACAACCCGUACGGCAUCGUCGGCGCCGCCGCGGACGUCACCCUGGGCUCGUACCGCGUCUUCGGCUGCAGCGGCGACGUCGGCAACGACAUCCUGAUCGCCGCCUACAACAUGGCGUACGAGGACGGCAGCGACAUCAUCACCGCCUCCAUCGGCGGCUCCUCCGGCUGGAGCGAGGACCCCUGGGCCGCCGUCGUGUCGCGCAUCGUCGAGAGCGGCGUGCCCUGCACGGUGUCGGCCGGCAACGACGGCGACGCCGGCGUCUUUUUCGCCUCGACCGCGGCCGACGGCCGCCACGUCACCGCGAUCGCGUCGGUUGAUAACAGCGUCACGCCGGCGCUGCUCACCCGCGCCUCGUACACGGUCAACGGCAGCGCCGCGUCGUCCUUCGGCUAUGCCGCCGGCGAGCCGGCCGCCUGGAACAACAUCAGCCUGCCGCUGUGGGCCGUCAGCUUUAACACGACCGACCCGGCCAACGGGUGCGACCCGUACCCGGACUCGACGCCGGACCUGUCGGGCCACAUCGUUCUGGUGCGCCGCGGCACGUGCACGUUCGUGCAGAAGGCGACCAACGCGGCGGCCAAGGGCGCUAAGUACGUCAUCUUCUACAACAACGUGGUCGGGGCCAGCGCCGUGUCGGCGCAGGUCGACGGCAUCGAGGCCACCGCCAUGGUCACGGCCGACCAGGGCGAGGCCUGGAUCUCCGCGCUGCAGGCCGGGUCCGAGGUCGUCGUCAGCAUGCCGGACCCGGCGACGGCCGGCGUGUUCCUCGAGUACUUCAACGACACGGCCACCGCCGGCUUCCUGAGCGACUACACCAGCUGGGGCCCGACGUUCGAGGUCGAGGUGAAGCCGCAGUUCGCGACGCCCGGCGGCUCGGUCCUGUCGACGUUCCCGCGAGCGCUCGGCUCGUACGCCGUCCUGUCGGGCACCUCGAUGGCGUGCCCGCUGGCCGCCGCCGUCUACGCGCUGCUGAUGGACGCGCGCGGCACCAAGGACCCGCGCACGCUCGAGAACCUGCUCUCGUCGACGGCGCACCCGAACCUGUUCCGGCUGUCCGGCAAGUCGCUGCCGUACCUCGCGCCCGUGCCGCAGCAGGGCGCCGGCCUGAUCCAGGCCUGGGACGCCGCGCAGGCGACCACGCUGCUCAGCGUGUCGAGCCUGUCGUUCAACGACACGGACAACUUCAACCCGGUGCAGAACUUCAGCCUCUCCAACACGGGCAGCAAGCCGGUCACGUACACGCUGAGCAACGUCGGCGCGGCCACGGCCUACACGUUCGCCAACGACACCACCAUCGUGCCUGCGUCGUUCCCCAACGAGCUGACGGGCGACUUCGCGACGCUCGCGAUCGAGCCCAGCACCUUCACGCUGCCCGCGGGCCACCGCCAGGUCAUACAGGUCACGGCGGCCGCGCCCAAGGGCGUCGACACCAAACGGCUGCCCGUCUACUCGGGCUACGUCGCCAUCAACGGCUCGGACGGCUCGGCGCUGUCGCUGCCGUACCUGGGUGUCGCCGGCAGCUUGCACUCGGCCGUCGUGCUCGACGCGGGCAACACGUUCCUCAGCCGCGCGAGCGACAACAACAACACGCCGGUUCGCGCCGACACGACGUUCCUGCUGCCGCCGCCGGGCUUCGCCAACGACACGGCGUACCAGAACACAACGCAGCAGCCCAAGCUGGUGGUCUCGCUGACCAUGGGCUCGGCGCUCGUGCGCGUCGACGUCGUGCCGACGGGCAACUGCUCGACGGCGGCGCGCAACGCGACCGUCGUCUUCGGCACGCGCACGCUCGGCCAGCCCGACGGCCUGCCGUCCUGGUGGAACCCGCGCGGCCAGCUCGAGUACUCGUGGGACGGCAAGCUCGACGACGGCUCCUACGCGCCGCCGGGCGCCUACAAGCUCGCGGUCAAGGCGCUGCGCAUUUUUGGCGACGCCAAGGACGGCAGCGAGUACGACGCGGCCGAGACGGUCCAGUUCCGCAUCAAAUACGCGCCGGCGCCGGCGAAGCUGGCCAGGAGCAGGAGCAAGAGCAGGCGCGGGCGGUGAGCUGGAGCCCGUGGGGCCGGUUACUGUACAUGCACAGUGCACAACAUCGGGCAACAUGUGAGCUCAGGGGCCGGACGGGGAGAUUGGGUGGCGUGCGUUUGAUGAGCGACGAUAGAGCCUAAUACACUUGCUUGAGUGGUUUACGAGGUCCGAAUUUUGCAUCCCUGGUGCGCAUCCGCUUUCGAUCAACUUUGCGUGAAAUGAGG